AUGGAGGAUUUCCUGACAAAAGCAGGAGCUUACCUUGAACAAGUUGAAGUUACACAGAUCACAGAUGAACAAGCUGCAGCUAUAUUGUGGCCUCAGACGGACGCUGACUUACCAGCAUCAUCGGAUGCAAAAGAUAUUAUCCGUGAGUUACAAAAACUUAAACAGAAAGAAAUAGAUCUUGAAUUGCAUGCCAUCUAUUUAUCAGACUACUACCGGAUAAAGAAAAUCCCUAGAGCCUUUAGAAUUAAGAAUGUUCCCACUAUUGGUAGAAAUAAUCCAGAAGUCUGUCGCAAGUGGAUUGGUGUAUUAAACAAAUGUUCCUUUGAUCUCAUGAUGGUAGUCAUUGAGGAAAUGGGCAGAGAACUGAAAAUCACUAAAUAUAAGAUAUCUGACUAUGAACUUAAAAACACAGCGCUGAUUACUACACCUAAUUGUGAUGCACUUAUUAACAAACUGUCAGAGGAUUUGAAACAAUAUAAGAAAGGUUUAAUAUGUUUCAAACAUCAAAAAUUGGACAAAGGGAAUGCAGAUUAUACUGAUCACAGGGUAUACAAAUGUCUUGUGGGAGAAAGUACAUAA
Messenger RNA from Pelobates cultripes (western spadefoot toad), 579 nucleotides. The record is from the annotation of a GenBank genome assembly. NCBI's taxonomy places the organism in Eukaryota, Metazoa, Chordata, Amphibia, Anura, Pelobatidae.